CAGACUUCAGAAGAUCGAUGGGGAUGCUUGAGGAAAUGAUGGAGACAGACGGGGAACGGAGAAGAUUCGAGGAGGGGUUAUUCUCUCCUUUAUCCAAUAUAAAUACCCAAGCAGGGGAUGACCACAACAUACCACAAACCAGUAUUCAGCAGCUGUAUUUUUAAGUUCAAAAGUUCAAAAUCAGUGCAAUGGCAACCGCUUCAUCAGCACAAGGGAUGUGGUCCUUGCUCAAGGAUAUCGAUCACACAAAGACGACCUGGGCAAUCAAGGUUCGGGUAGUUAGGGCAUACGAAGUUCCUCCACACUCUAAGGGCGGGGAGACUCUUGAAAUGGUUUUGCAUGACGCAGAGGGAGAUCGGAUUCACGCCAUUAUCAAGAGGCCGCAGAUAGCAAUGUAUAAGCCUAAUAUUACAGAGAACAAAAUUUAUGCCAUAAGAAACUUUUUGGUGCUUGACAAUUACCAAACAGUGAAGACUACCAGUCAUCCCUACAUAAUUCAGUUCAUCUCAAAAACCCUGUUGAGGGAAGAUACGAAGACGGAAAUGCCUAUGAUGGUCUAUGAUUUUCAGCCUUUUGAUAUGCUGCAUGCCCAAAGAGUUAUCAACGACAAAACUCUAAUUGAUGUCAUUAGGAAGGUUCUUUCCAAGAGCCUUAUCCAGACCCACAUAAUCAAUGGGAGGACUGAUAGGCUAAUGGAGUUGACUUUGACAGACCCGGA
Molecule: messenger RNA, 718 nt
Organism: Cuscuta europaea
Lineage: Eukaryota; Viridiplantae; Streptophyta; Magnoliopsida; Solanales; Convolvulaceae
Source: the annotation of a GenBank genome assembly